Messenger RNA from Ostertagia ostertagi, 345 nucleotides. NCBI's taxonomy places the organism in Eukaryota, Metazoa, Nematoda, Chromadorea, Rhabditida, Trichostrongylidae. The record is from the annotation of a GenBank genome assembly.
AUGGCUUCGAAUGACGUUCCCGACUUUUCAGGUUAUCUAAAUCCAUUCCGUAAGCAAUCGCUGAAAGGAAAGCAUUCCCCACCACCGUCACCGACGUCAUCAACGCAAUUGUCACCAUCAUGGUGCCUCUGGCUGGUUUCCGCCCUUCAAGGUCAUGAAAUCACCAGUGACGUAAGGCGUAAACUCGCCGACGAUAUCGAGCAGAUGAGCUACGUCGAGCAGGAGGAGCUCAUCGAAUUCCUUGAGACUGGAGUUGCUCCGUCUACACUUGAGAAUAACGCCUGCAAACAGUUCCUUUGCAACACUACUGAACUGUGCUCAGUAUUUGCUUCCAAGGAUCCUGAG